Molecule: messenger RNA, 2648 nt
Organism: Camellia sinensis
Lineage: Eukaryota; Viridiplantae; Streptophyta; Magnoliopsida; Ericales; Theaceae
Source: RefSeq, a predicted model, not a curated record
UAGAAGCAUGCCGGCCACUUGCCACAUCUGCCGGCCACAAAAACUGGUCGGUCAGCUAGUUGCAACAAAUUCGGGGCAGUUUUGGUUUUUUACAUGGGGAACUUUAAAAACACAACCCCAAACACUUUUUCUCACACACCCAUUGCCGAAAUCCCUUAUUUUUCAACCCCAAACACUUUUCCUUCACAGAUCUGUACACUUUUUGCGUUUUUCAACGUCCCUAGCGAAGUUGAUUCGCAAAAACCUUUCGAUUUUCUUUGUUUUGAACCGAUCAAAACUUGUUUUCGGAGUUUUUUUCUCCAUUUUCACCAUUCAAGGUUUGUUUCCCUCAAGUUGAUCUUGAGUUUAGCGCCCAUUUCCUGGGUUUUGACAUUCUUUGACUUUUUCCUUUCCGAGGGUUGACUUUUGUUGACUUUUGGCACUUUUUGUCCAUUUUGCUCAUUUUUUCACCUUCCUUUCAGAUGGCAGACUACGCGCCACACGACGGGGACCCUCCGAGGAUAGAGGGGGAGCUUGGGCACAUUCCAUUACCGCCGAGAGUCCGGCCAUUCGACCCAGCGACGUGCCAUCCCGAGGCACAUGUGCUUCCGUCUAGCACAGUGCGCCAUUUCCCUGAAUUUGCACGGCGCGCGCCCAUAGAUCUUUUACUACGGGAGCCUGAGUUCCAUUUAUCCCACGACGCCUUUGAGGUUGACUCCCGUUUUACCCGCGGGUAUGGGUCCAUCACGGCGAAGGAGUGGUACAUGGAGCUCCCUGAUGGCGUAUGCUAGAUUGUUGAUGAGGCAGGAUUCGGCCUAUUUUGUGCGGGGCUCUCGCGUCUCAUGGUGAGCAGGACCCUGUUAGGAGCACUGGUAGAGAGAUGGCACGACACCACCAACUCCUUCCAUUUCUCUGCCACCGGGGACAUGACCAUGACCCCGUAUGACUUCGCCAUGCUGACAGGCCUUGAGGUGGGAGGUCAGCCGAUCCCGUACGACUCUGACAUUGGUGAGUGGGAGGCUGCUUGGACCUACCUGUUGGGAGCACAUCCGCCUAUUUACCGCUUAUCAGGCUUGGUCCGGUAUACUUGGUUCGCCGACCACUUCAAAGGGGGAGAGCCUGCGACGAUCGAGGCUACAGAGCAAUACGCUCGAGGUUUCCUCAUGUUCCUCUUCGGCACUACUUUGUUUGUCGACAGGGGGAACACUGUUGGACUAUAUCUUCUGAGCGCCUUAGUGGACUUAUCCCAGGUUCGGCACUAUGAUUGGGGAGGCGUUGGCCUUGUUACCCUCUAUUGCUAUAUGAGCUCGACCUCUCGUAGGAGCGGGAACAUACUGGGCUGCUAUUGGAGAGCCUGGGAGCUAUGGGUAUACGCCUAUUUCCCAGCACUUGCUCCCGAGCUAGAGGUUGAGACGCCGCUCGAGGUACCCUACUCACAUCGAUACGAUGGCUGGUGCUAGCCGAGAGCGCGGGAGACCCUCCCAUACUUGCACCAGUACUUUGACACCGUGAGGAAUACAGAGAUCACAUGGCAGCCUUGGGAGGCAAUGCCGGAGUUUGCUCGAUUUCAUUUUGCCGAAGUUCGGGGUGCCUCCCGAUACCGGAUCCUGCUCGAGGGACCCGUGGACCGAGCUUGGUUCUUAGGUGAGCGCUUCAUGCGCCAGACAUUGGGCCUGCCUUUGCAGUCAGUUCCUUUGCCACCUCCACCGUCUAUGUAGGACACAGAGAGUUUCUCCUCUCAGGAGCUUACUGACGUCAUACGAGGUGCAGACGCAGAUCGAUUUAUUGGGGAGGGGGACUACACGACCUACAUCCAGACGUACCUCAUGCCUCCAUUGGCAGGCGUUCGUGCUCCCACGGGGAGGACAGCUAACAAUGCUUCAUCGAGCAGGGCUCGGACAGUAGGCGUUCCCUCGACGAGUAGGGCUCGGGCACCGAGGGGUGAGACUAGAGGGAUGCCUUCUACUAGGCGGUGUGUUGGAUGGCCUGAUCCCCCGACUGAGCUGACCAGUUGGCGGAUCUCUAGAGUGCUUUAUCAGAUUCUGCUUGAGCCUCCAUUGCCUGAUCACCGAUACGUCAGGACACCUGGCUCACCACCACCGUCCGUAGAGUACGUCGAGGGAUUACUCCAGGUGAUGGCCUCAUUUGAGGGCAUAAUCUUAAGGAGAGAGAUGAUGCUGACCUCCCACAGGAUUCCGGUCACACCCUUGCAGACAGGACCCUCAGAGUCUUCUCGAGCAGUAGAGAGAGAGAUUUCGGCACAUAGUCGAGGGAGAUGCCAGAAGCCUAUCACGUGCGAUGACAAUGGCGAGUCCAGCGAGGAGGAGGAGCCGGCGAGUCCCCAGUCAGAGUCAUUUGAGGGUGGAGGCGAUGGCACCGGCUCAGGUUCUGAGGGUGGCGACGAUGCUGUGGAGGGCUCCGAGGAGGGGAGCGGAGGUGACUCUGGUUCCGGCUCCAGUUUAGAUUCGGACGGUGGUGCCGAUGGCGAUGAUGCAGAGUCUGCUCAGCCGAGGAAGAUGAUGAAGAGGGCCUCUCAAUCCUAAGCUGGAUGGCACCGAUUCAGAUGCUUUUUGCUUUAUUUCUCUUUUUGCUAGUAGUGUUAGCAUAUUGUACAGCCUUAGGCAGUUUUAUUUUCGUUAAAACUUGUACUUUGUAAAAAGAAACCAUGA